This is a messenger RNA of Danaus plexippus (monarch butterfly), 4037 nucleotides long. RefSeq names its product kazrin (gene Liprin-gamma). The transcript has 20 exons. Bases 302 to 3400 code for a protein of 1032 amino acids. Lineage: Eukaryota; Metazoa; Arthropoda; Insecta; Lepidoptera; Nymphalidae. Gene Ontology annotation, molecular function: protein binding. The record is from RefSeq and is a predicted model, not a curated record.
UUAGCCGCGUGAGCUACGCAGGUCCGCUACGAGCCGCUACGGUCGCUACGUAGUCUUUACGCUAUAAUCGUAUCCUACGCUGAGUGUCUUUACCUGUCAAUAGUUAAGGUAAUCAGGAUUGUCAGUGUGUGUACAGAUUAAAGAAAGUGUUACUGAAGUUGUUCCAGCAAAUAAGGUUAUAAUCACAGAGUAGGGACUAACAAAGUGGAAUAGUUCUGAAGUAAUUAGUUCACCGUCUAAGUUGAAGACCAUGCGGGGAGGUGCAGGUGGAUAGCAUGAUAUCGCUUGCCACGGCGGCCUGAUGGCGCUUGUGCGCCGUAUAUUAGGCGACGCCCAGGCGAAACUUCGCAAGAUGGUGGACGAGCAAGUGUCAGUUGGCACAAGGGUAGAAGCGGAUGCAGAACCAGAGCCCGCAGACCCUCUCAUCACUCCAGCAUGUUCUGCACUCGAUCGAACUGACGAUCCUCGACCAAUUCCACCCGAACGAAGAUUCCUCAUCAGCACUCUUGAUAAACCUCGCAAUAGUUCGCUGAAUGGGGACAAGGAUUCUACAUUGAAUCGGUCUGCUCGAAUAUCAAUAAAAAAUGGAAAGGAAAAUCCUUUUAUCGCCUCUUCACCAGAUGACGAUAACAAAGAAAAUCAAACAAAUGGUAAACUAGAUUCACCGAUCAAAUGGUCCACUCAAAAUGGUAGUGAUAGUGGAACUUAUGCUGAGAUUGGGACAGGAGCAAACAGUAACACCAGUGAGAAAAAUAUUCUGGAUCCAGCGGACAGCUCUGAAGAAGAAGUUCCUCUACCAGAUGCUACGUCUCCGGGAAGGAGCAGUGAAGGCCCUGAGCCCAGAGCUGAUAUUACUGCAUCUCUUGAAGGAGGUUCAGGGUCCCCAGGAGGUCGGUCGGAUCGUUCCCGUCAGGACGAAGUACCGGCAUCUCCAGGAAUGUUAACAGCUGCACAGUUGGCGCGCCGACUACGUUUAGAAAAUGAGCGCCUGCAGGCGGAGCUGACAAGAGUACGACGUCUACUUGUCGCUGCGGCGGAGAGGGGUGAGGCGGGUAACGCGUUGAUAGAAAGGGCCCCCGAUGCAGAAGAGCCACCCCUUGAUCCUCAGCAACUAGAGAAAGAGCUGUUGCUUGCCAGAGAAGCUGUUACAUCUCUAAAAGCCGACAAGAAACGGCUCAAAGCGGAGAAAUUUGAUUUGCUGAAUCAAAUGAAGCAACUCUACGCCACUCUUGAGGACAAAGAGAAGGAGCUUAGGGAUUUCAUCAGGAAUUAUGAACAGAUGCGGUCUCGAAGCGGUGCGUCCUCAGCGCUGGGUGCAGAACGAGCUGAACGCGAACGCGAGCGUGCGGCAUUGUUGCGGCAUGCCCGCGACGAGGCAGAGCGCUCUUUACAACUGGCGGCCGCACUCAGCGCCCGUGAUACGCAGUUGCGGCAUGCUAGGGAACAGCUUUUUGAGGCUCGAAGACAACUACAAGCAGCAGGGUGUUUGUCCGAAGGUGAGAGUGUGGCGUCUUUGGGAAUUGGGCCUCCAAUGAUGCUUGGAGGUCCCACUGGUUUGAUGGGUGAUAGAGGUAGCUGCAGCGCAGAUUCUGGAGUUAGAGCCGCGUCAGUGACAGGUAGUAGCGAUGGUGGCGCCACGUCGGUUUGCGGCGGAAACCUAUCAGACUCCACCGCAGAGGGCGCGCCUCCCACCCUCGACCCAUACGAUACAGAUGCUGUAUCGCUGGUGUCAUCCGCGCACCCUGUAUACCAAUUAAGCACGCCCCGUGACUGUAGCCCGACUCUCUCACCACAUAACAGCGGUUCAUCAUUCACAAGAUCUAUUGAUGCUGGAUCACUAUCUAGGUCAGUUGAGCAGUUAUCGAGUCCGGGGGAAUGUGACUCUGGUAUGGUAGGGAUGCGGACCCGUCCUGGGGGAUCCAAGGCCGGCCGCGGUCGGGGAUCCGCUUGGGGAUCCAUAUCUCGCGUUUUUGCUAGAAGCAGACACCGCACCAAGUCCGGAAGCGCAGCCAGUAGUGGUCACGAGAGCGAGCCAAUAUACGCCGGCACGGGCAGCACAAGUCGCGCUUGGUCUCCUUUAGGGAGUGAGGCGGCAUUACGCGAAGCUGCCUCUCUACCUCUAUCAAGAUGGCGGGCACCAGCCAUCAUCGCCUGGCUAGAACUUGCUCUUGGCAUGCCGCAAUAUGCAGCUGCUGUUGCUGAUAAUGUUAAAAGUGGAAAGAUCCGUGCUUUGAAUGGGCAGGUUCUGCUCGAGUUGACGGACACGGAUCUUGAGGUCGGGUUGGGGGUGACUCAGCCAAUGCACAGGAAGAAGCUGCGGCUGGCCAUCGAAGAGAGACGGCGGCCGGACCUCGUACGGAACCCUAGCAUCGGACAGCUGAGUCAUGCAUGGGUUGCUGCGGAGUGGUUGCCAGAUCUAGGGCUAUCCCAGUACGCAGAAUCAUUUUUAGCCAAUUUAGUGGAUGCUAGAAUGCUGGAUACUAUCAGCAAGAAGGAGCUGGAGAAAUAUCUUGGUGUUACGAGAAAGUUCCAUCAGGCAUCCAUUGUUCACGGCAUUCAUUUGCUACGAAUCAUGAAAUAUGAUAGACAAGCACUGGCAGUACGGCGGCAUCAGUGCGAAAAUGUCGAUGCGGACCCUCUGGUUUGGACCAAUCAAAGGUUUAUGCGUUGGUCUCACAAUAUCGACUUGGGUGAAUUUGCUGAGAAUCUUAAAGAUAGCGGUGUCCAUGGUGGUUUGGUGGUACUGGAACCAUCAUUCACUGGUGAGACCAUGGCCACGGCGCUUGGUAUACCACCGUCGAAGAGUAUAAUUCGAAGGCAUUUGGUAGCUGAAUUUGAUGCCCUUGUCAUCCCAGCGAGGAAUAUGUUUGGUCACCAAAUAAGGAUGUUGGGAAGACCGUUUUCAAGAUCGGUUGCGACAGGCUUGCCUGGAAUUGACUUUAGCGCUGAUUCUAGACGACAUAGUCUAAGGGGCUCUAUAACACGAGCGUUGGGUGUUCUCAAGCCGAAGCACGAUAGACCAUCACCAUCCAGUUCAAGCGAGAGUUCUAGCGUGAUGAGUCUGACACAACCGUACAUAUCUUAUUCACCUCCUAUAGCAGUGCGGACGCUGUCUCAAUUGAGCAUGACAUACGCUCCACCACCGACACUGGCAGAGUAUGAACCGAUAUAUACGCCUUUGAGUUUAUAUUCCCAGUCUAGCGUAUCCACAAAGGAUAGCCUUCAGCGCCUUAAUGAUGGCAAAGAUUAUAAUAUCACCCACAGGUACGGACAAAAAGUAGAUCAAUCUCAUCGAGUCAGUUCACCGUUACCUGAAACAUCUGACGGAAAUAAGCAAAGACGUCACAGACGAGUGAAAAGUAUAGGAGAUAUUAAUGCUUCGAGCAAAACGACGGUUUAAACCGAGGAAAAAAUAUAUAAUAGUAAGCUACAAAUGCUUCUUUAUUAUAAGGAUUUAGGAAGAUUUCCAUCAUCAAGGGGGAUUUUUCGUGUAUUUUAGAGUAAAUCGUUUAAAAAAUUAGGCAAUAAUAGAGGAUUGGCAUUAUACUCGAUAAAUAUUUUAAAAUUUAAUAGUCAUAGUCAUCGUGCAAAGUAUAUGCUAUGUGUAUCCGAAUCUUAAAAAAUGUACUAUGGAAUUAAAAUUUGUUCUUUUCAGUUAAUUUAGUUUCUAUAAGUACACAUUACUAAUAAAUUUUAAUAUUGAGAACCAUUCAUGUAAAUCUUUUGAAUAUCAAGGUUCCUAUACCCGUUAAGUGUUUUUAAAGUCAUAUCAAUUUCAAAUCAGACAACCUAAUAGACUGAUGACUUAUAUCAAAACUAAGUUUUUAAUUAUACCUUAUAAAGUUUUUAAUCUUUACUUAAUAUUUUUAUAUAUUUUUUUUUUAUUUUGUUUUGAAGCUGUAUUGUUACUAUACACUGUGAUAAUAAAAUAACACACACUUAAGCAUCUUAUUUUGAUAUGAAAUUUAAAUGGUAUUAGUCAAUUUGUAUGAAUAAAUAAUUUUAAUGUUCAUUGCAAACGAGCUUGAAUUUGUAAU